AUGAACACAAAACAUUCAUCAAGUAGAGUUUUGGGGCAGCGCUCGAUUCCUUCAACAUUCCUCUUCCGCUCUUCAAACAGGUCCAAUGAUUGUACAGAAUAUGUAAAGGCCAAGCCUCCCGAAAAGGGUUCGCGGGUCUCACUCUCUGAUUUCCUUGACCGGAAGCUUCAGAAAAGUUCUGUCCCACCCAAAUCAGUUCAGGGCAAGGAGAGGCCAUUUUCGUCCCCUUUGGGCAGUAGCAAUGUUAGUGGAUCUACUGAAGUACAGAAUGAUGAUAAGGAAAGAGGUGAAGCAGAGGUGAAUGGUGCUUUUGAUGCAGUGUUUGAAAAGUUUAAGCAUACUAGAAAAGAGAAUGAAGAUUGUAUAGGCCUGUGCACUAAUGGUGAGGUUGGAAGUUCUAGCACAGAUGAUGUGCAACCAUCAAGAAAAAGGAGUCGUCCUUUUGAAGGUUUGUCGUUGCAUCUCAAUCACUUGGCGCAAUCCGUUUUUCUUACAGAAAUUGUUAAAUGCUGCUUCUAAUUUCAUCUUAAGUUUUG
Messenger RNA from Ilex paraguariensis (yerba mate), 536 nucleotides. The record is from the annotation of a GenBank genome assembly. Lineage: Eukaryota; Viridiplantae; Streptophyta; Magnoliopsida; Aquifoliales; Aquifoliaceae.